This is a messenger RNA of Closterium sp. NIES-67, 517 nucleotides long. The record is from the annotation of a GenBank genome assembly. Lineage: Eukaryota; Viridiplantae; Streptophyta; Zygnematophyceae; Desmidiales; Closteriaceae.
CCUAGACGCAACCUAGUUGCUAAGGCAUGUCUGUCUCUUAGCUGCUAGGAACGAAGACCUUCUGGUGGUCCGUUCUCCGAGUCGCUAUCUUGCAGCUUCGGCUCCUUGGUAGCGCUGUUUCCCGGCUGUUGGCUUCGCUCCUCAAGUUGCGUGCAAGCCUCUUCUGGUUAACUACAAGUACCAGAAUCCAGGAUGGAUAAGAUUUUCGGUCCCGCGUAUACCGGUGAUCCCGGCGUGCCUCACACCGAUAAGGACAUUUUCUCCGGCAUUUUCUGGGGAGCCGUCGGUUUCUCGCUCUACUCGGUAGCCGAUCCAUACUACUGGCAGCACACAACGGAGCACAACUGGCAUGACAUGGCGUACAUUCACGAGAACCACCAGUUCAAGAAGGCUUGCAGACAGAGGAAGCCGUAUGAGCCUCAGUGGAACAAAAUGAUGCCUAAGGAAGUGAGGGAAUCGUACUACAACAAUUGGCGUGACUAUUUUCCUUAGCAGGCCGUUGUAUCAUUGGCACUGU